Molecule: messenger RNA, 2748 nt
Organism: Exophiala dermatitidis NIH/UT8656
Lineage: Eukaryota; Fungi; Ascomycota; Eurotiomycetes; Chaetothyriales; Herpotrichiellaceae
Exons: 2
Coding region: 443-1963 (506 amino acids)
Source: RefSeq, a predicted model, not a curated record
GUUGGUCUUGCUCCCUUGUAUGAUCAGGUUCCAAAAGGGAGACUCCAACUGUUGCACCGGAUCUGGACAGAGACGUGGUUUGGCGAGGCUGAAAGUGCUCAUGCCCCGUCAAUCAUGAUGAACAUGGCGCCGCGAAACGUAGGCGAGUUCCAGUAAAUAUGUGCACAUAGAUAUUCUAGCAUUUCAUGAGGGCAGUCGAACCUUAUGAACCUCAUCAAACAAUGGCACAUGAAUCGAGAGUGAUAAUACGCCUGUACAGUGCGAGGGAAAUAAACCAAAUCCAAAUAAGACAAAGAUCUCACAUUGAGACUUUGAUCCCGCCACUGGCAGUUAAAAAAAAAAACCCCCCUUCGGAUCUGUUCCAAGGUCAAGCUAGGUCGAGCUGUCAAAAUCGAAUGUUGCCAGCCCCUCUCAAAACAUACUACCUUUUAUUAUCCAUGGCAUGUCACACAGCACAACCCUCACCCAAGGAGAUCUACAGUACACCGAUUCUUGCCAACAUCUCCAAUCCCAUCUCGUCACUAUGCCCAACACUUUGCCCAGAUACGUGAGGACAUUUCUCGACAACGGCUUCCCACUUGACGUGUUUGGGCAACAGCCGGGUCUCUACAACCUGUACACGCAGAUAUGCUUGUGCUAUUCGGUCGAGGAUCCCAAAGUAGCCUCCUCCAUCAUCAGAAGACUGAUGACGGGCUUGGAACGGCUGACGGCCAAUUUUCCCUGGGUUGCCGGACAGGUGGUAAAGUCGAACGGGACCUACCAGAUCGUGCCCUUCGAGCGGACUCCUCGCCUCGUGGUUCGAGAUUACAGAGACAACCCUGAUAUACCGCCCAUGGACGUGCUCCGGUUCACCGGGUUCCCUAUGGACAUGUUGGACGAAAUAGUCAUCUGCCCGAUUCGUACGCUCGCGGCCAAGACUGCCAAAGAAAACGACCCGGCGCCCGUGUUUAUGGUCCAGGCCAACCUGAUCGACGAGGGAUUGGUGCUCAGUUUCGUCGCCCAACACAACGUCAUGGACAUGACUGGCCUGGCCCAGAUCAUGCGUCUACUAUCCAUGGACUGUCAUGAUGACCCGUACAGCCACGAGCUGAUCUGGGGCAAUCGACACCGCGGCAGUGUUAUCCCUUUGUUGGAAGAACCCUUUGAUCCGUGGACCGAGCUGUCAAGGCAGCUGGUGAGACCGGCUCCUGUUGCUCCUGCUGAAGAGAUACCUGCCAGUAGUCCAGUACCCACGGCUGCGGCUACUGCUACAACGGUCUCACCGUUUGAUGGCACCCCAAAAUGCUCAUGGGCCACCUGGAUCUUUUCUCGGGACUCGUUGGAGGCACUAAAGGCGCUUGGGACGCGGACAAUGGAUCCGCAGAUCGACUUUAUCUCGACAGAUGACGCUCUCAGUGCGUUUAUCUGGCAGUCAAUCAUGCGAGCCCGGCUGCCGAGGUUGGACCCGAAGCAAAGAGUCACAUUCGCCCGAGCCGUUGACCCCAGGCGCUUCUUGGGUAUUCCGAACUCAUACAUGGGCGUGGUGCAGAACAUGACAUAUCACACAUAUAGCCUGGAUGAGUUUUUACAAAUGCCUUUGGGCGGUGUUGCGUCAAAUUUGCGAGCGGCCCUGGACCCGAAAACAUCAACAGUGGAUCGUAACACUCGGGCGCUGGCGACUUUCUUGGAACAACACCCAGAGGACCGACAUCUCGUCUCGGUCACGGCGACGUUGGACCUGGGUUCCGAUAUCAUGCUGAGUUCCUGGGUCAAGGAAAAGCUAUAUGAACUUGAUUUCAACCUGGGUGUGGGUAAACCGGAGGCUGUGCGGAGACCGGCGUUCGACCCCGUCGAGAGUCUUAUAUAUCUGAUGCCAAAAGCGUUGAACGGCGAGAUCUCCGCAGCCAUAUGUCUAAGAGACGAAGAUCUGGACAGGCUGAGAGCAGAUGAACAAUUCAAGAAGUAUGCCAGGUAUGUGUGCUGAAUGUCCAGAGCUUGGAACCAGAGUACAAUCGGACACGCCCUGUUGGCCAAGGGGCGCGGGGGCACCGAGGCGCGCCAAGGUGGGAAAUGGAGGUGCCUGUGGCUGGAGAUCCUCGGAAUGGAGGACCAGAACCCUGAAGCUACUGUAAAGUGGCAUGAGAUGUCCAGAGCAAUGUUUAGUGUCCGGAGCACCGAGAUCCCUUGCGAGCGGAGACAGGCAUGACGGGGGUCAAUCUAUUCCGGCUUAACGGCCCUCACAGAGAUAUAUCUUCCCUCUCCCCAGUGUAAGUACGCUUCGACACCUGCCAUAAGGUUGGUAAAGCGGGUAUGAAGUCCGAAGAAUUUCAGGGCAUGAUAUGGCCCAUACCCAAUGACGCCGAACAGGCGCCACAGGGGCAAAACUUCACCUGUGAGGUCUUCAACAUCGACGUCUGUGAACCCCACUUCCUUGAGCAUCUCGGCAAGGGCACCUUCAGCAAGAGUGUUUUGGCAGUGUGACAGUCGUAGCACAUCCUGCAGCAACUCAGAAUUGCGAUUGAAAUCCGCCUCGUUGAGGACCAAAACGCCACCAGGACGAAGAAGGCGGUAGAAGUUGCGCAAGACUCUGAUGGGCUCGUCGGCAUGAACGAAGGUCUCCAUCGUGUAAAUUCCAUCAAAAGACGUGUCUGAGAAAUCCGAAAGAUCAUGGUAAUCUCCGAAGCGAACGUCGACCUUGUCUUGCAGUCCGUGCUUGUCCACAUUCCUUCGGGCAUCUUCCAAGUGUAUCGGUGUAAUAUCAAUGGCUUG